CAUGUUAUUUUAAUUUAUUUUUGUCAUAUGCAGCAUUAUUACCAGUUGGACAGUCAUCCAAAGUUAGUAGCUAUUUCGAUAGCUGAGAUGGCCGAGAAGUACAAAACACGAAAGAAUAUUAGAUUGCAACACUUCAGAGAAUAUUACAAAAACCCAGAAGACUUUGAAAAUGCAGUGAAGAACCCUCCCAAUGAACUUAAUGAAGACCAAUGGCGACUAAUAUGUGAAUUGUUCACAACUCCUGAUUUCAUUCAACGGUCGAAGCAAAACUCUAUCAAUCGACAGAAGAUGAAAUUCUCUUCAACAACAGGGUCGGUAACUAUGGCUGAGAUUCUUCGUCAAAAACAAGGAAAGGGUUACAUUGAGACUUGGAAAGAAUGUCAUACUAAGAAAGACACCAACACCUUCAUCAAUGAGGCUGCCAAAAAUAAAUAUGAAGAGAUGUUGACAACUCGAAAUAGUGCUCCUGAAUCUUCACAAGUUUCAGAACUUGAGAUUCUUCGGAAAACACUUGGAGAGAGGCGUGGCCAUCAACGAGGAGUGGGUCGCAAGUUGAAAGGCCAAUCAUCAGGACGACGCUCACAACCUGCAACUGCUGAUCAACCGGACUUACGGGAAACAGUUGUUGAGUUACAGAAACAAAUACAGACGUUGACUCAACAAAUGUCACGUGAACGUCGGGAACCAAUGGAUGUUGAGAUGAAUGAUGCAGCUCCAACCCAACCCAUACGUCCUCAACCGUCUCGCUCUCAAAUGGGUUUUAACCCAAUGGGUUUUCAGCAGCCGCAUCAGACUCCUACUUCGUUUCAGCAACUGCUACAACAGCCUCUGCUACAACAGCCUCUUGUUCCUUCGCCUGGAAUGUUAAGUCCUGAGCAAUUUCACAGUCAAAUGUACCAGUCAUACUUGCAGUUUGUGUUUCAGUCGCCAAACAAUUCGCAAGUAUUGUUGAAUAUGAUGACGCAGUCGCCUCAGACGUCUCAUGUGUCAGAGCCUCGGAUGCCACAAAUGUCACAGAUGCCGCAAAAUGUUCAGAUGUCGACACAAGGGCAGCAAUAUCAGAACACAUCGCAGACGAUGCCGACACAACCAUGGGAGCAGACAUCUCAAAUGAUGCCGACACAUCUAGGACAACAGACUUCUCAGAUGAUGCCGACACAACAAGGGCAGCAGACAUCUCAAAUGAUGCCGACACUACAUGGGCAGCAGACAUCUCACAUGAUGACCAGCUCGCAAAUGCCGCCAUACUACCCACAGAUGCCGGAUGUUCCUGGGUCGGAUGUUCCUCGAGAUGCUAGUGAUGAGGACGAUGCUACUACAAACUUCUUUUAGAAUAUCUAUUUUAAUUUUACGAACUAUCGGUCUAAUAUGUUUGUUAAUAUUUUAUGAACACUAAUUUAUAUUUAGG
Messenger RNA from Cannabis sativa, 1408 nucleotides. RefSeq lists its product as uncharacterized. The transcript has 3 exons. The coding region runs from base 28 to 1332 and encodes 434 amino acids. The record is from RefSeq and is a predicted model, not a curated record. NCBI's taxonomy places the organism in Eukaryota, Viridiplantae, Streptophyta, Magnoliopsida, Rosales, Cannabaceae.